This is a messenger RNA of Anopheles bellator, 1899 nucleotides long. RefSeq lists its product as uncharacterized. Lineage: Eukaryota; Metazoa; Arthropoda; Insecta; Diptera; Culicidae. The record is from RefSeq and is a predicted model, not a curated record. The transcript is spliced from 3 exons. Bases 1195 to 1725 code for a protein of 176 amino acids. Gene Ontology annotation, biological process: positive regulation of voltage-gated potassium channel activity; sleep; regulation of synaptic transmission, cholinergic.
AUAGUAGAACGUCUCGGUUACUCGCUCAGGACCGCGCCGUAUUAUUGUGUUGCUCUUAUCUACGGGCUUCGCACACGUUCAUCAUCGCACUGACUUCGAUAAGCACCUAUCGUGAAAGUGCGUGAACGACGACGACGACCAAGGCAGCAGAAUUGGGAACGGCAAACGCGAGGUCAGAGCAUUCGCUCUCCCAUUCGUCAUAUCGCGUAAACAUCGCCCGGCCGAAAGGGAAACAAAUAAGCGGUGUUCGCGAAAUUGGAGCAGAAUUUCGUCCUGACUUCGGCCCACGAUCAUCGCGCGCCAAACUCGCCAGCAGUGGAAGAGUUCUAAAAUUAAAGUCGCCGCAAAAAACGAAAGAGUGUGCAUCACCGAACGCGACACGCGCGUUGUGAAUGUGAAUUUUCUGUUGUUUUAAGCGUCUUGGACCCUCCCUUUCGUCGGCGCUUACCCGCCUCAAGACGCCGAGAGUGACCGUGACCUUGUUAACUUUUCGUAUCCACAGUAUUGGGGUGGUUGGCGAGCGUUUGUUCUCAUCCAUGACUACUAUGGAUGAUGUUUUCAAGCUUCAUUCUAAUGCCACUCUCCGCGGGCUACUUUAAUGAAAGUUUUUGGAGAAGUUGAUUGUCGAUUGCCUGAGACUGCACCCGUUGUUGGCCAGCGUUGUAACCAUCGUUCAACAAUUUGAACGGCGAUUGUUUUGGUGUCGAUCGACGUGUGUGUUUAUGUGUGUGUAGCAGCAUGCUGGUUCCUGGAACGAAAAAGUAGCACCCCAAAGAGGAAGCAGUACUUUCGGGAAAUCGCAAACAUUCAAGACCGUGACGCCUUCCGCUUCCAGACCGCAACGGUACAUCCUCUUGCAACGGAGACGACGACGCUCUGCAGAGAAACAGUGUGUAGCAUUGUUUUAACGGUUUACUAGUAGCCAGACGCAGCGCUAACGGGAACCAGGCCCUCUAUGGUGGGAGAGGUGGCUCCCGCGAAGUGAAACAGGCGGACGGCACAGAUCAACUCCUAGAGACAGGCAGCGAUCGGUGUCUGCAGUCGAAAAACCGACAUUCGCACCAACGGCGAAAAAAUACCCGCUGGGUUGCGGAAUCGCGCGGAUGAAGUGAUUUUGGGUUGUCUGCCUAAGAGAAAAGCAUUCGAAUCCAACCACCGAUUAGUUUCUCCCUGCAAACAGACCGACCUCACCUCAUGGAAGCGCUCAACCGGUUCCGGUUCAGGCCGUUGGCCGUGGUGCUGUUGGUGGUGGUGUUACUUCUAAUAUUUAUUACAGAGUUUAACGGUGUUUCUGCGAUAAAAUGCUACCGUUGCACAGUGGCUCCUCCGAGCCGGCAUCAGAACAACACCAAAACACAGCUUUGUUCCAAAUUUGACGAGUCCGACUACUACACGGUCGACUGCCCCUGGUCCACCAUGUGCGUGAAGCGAAUCUUCAAGCUGCAACUUCUGAAGGCCGAGCAGGAAACGGUUAGUCGAGACUGUGCACAGCAGAAAAACACGGAACAGGUUUAUAAAUCCGGUGCGUGGACGCCGGAGCAUAACAUCGAGGAGCCGUACACGGAGGGCUGCCAAACGAUAGACGACUCCACGUACUGCUUCUGCCGGGGUUCUUACUGCAACUCGGCCACGACAACGUCGGAACUCAGUAACUAUGCAACGGACAUCAUGGGUGUUAUACUAGUGUUUAACGUAAUGAAGUACGUUAGCAAAAUCGACCACUGAGCGUACGCGUCCGGUAGAUGUGUAAAAAUCUGCCGGCGGAUGAGUGGAAAUAGUGAAAUUGAGUAUUGAAAAUUAAUCGACAGGUUUCAGCAACUGAUCGUAAUGUGAUAUUGAAGUGUGCUAUCCGAACGAUGCACCUCAAAAGCUUCUCGAAUCUAAAUAUUUCGCAAAUAA